Molecule: messenger RNA, 936 nt
Organism: Tupaia belangeri chinensis (Chinese tree shrew)
Lineage: Eukaryota; Metazoa; Chordata; Mammalia; Scandentia; Tupaiidae
Product: putative olfactory receptor 10D3
Exons: 2
Coding region: 1-936 (311 amino acids)
Biological process (GO): G protein-coupled receptor signaling pathway
Cellular component (GO): membrane
Molecular function (GO): G protein-coupled receptor activity; olfactory receptor activity
Source: RefSeq, a predicted model, not a curated record
AUGGAAGUGGAGAACUGCUCAGCAGUGACUGAGUUCAUCCUGUUGGGAAUCCCACACACGGAGGGGCUGGACACUAUACUUUUUGUGCUGUUCUUGCCCUUUUAUGCCUGCACGCUGCUGGGGAAUGUGUCCAUCCUUGUGGCUGUUAUUUCUUCUGCUCGCCUUCACAAACCCAUGUACUUCCUGGUGUACUUGGUGUUUGAUAUUGGGUUCUCCUCUGUGACCUGUCCCAAAAUGCUGCUCUACCUCAUGGGUUGGAGCCGACUCAUCUCUUACAAAGACUGUGUCUCCCAGCUUUUCUUCUUCCACUUCCUUGGGAGCAUUGAGUGCUUCCUGUAUACUGUGAUGGCCUAUGACCGCUUCACUGCCAUCUGCUACCCGCUGCGGUACACUGUCAUCAUGAAUCCUCGAGUAUGCAUGGCCCUGGCUGCAGGCACGUGGCUGUUAGGGUGCAUCCACUCCAGUGUCUUGACAUCCCUCACCUUCAUCUUGCCCUAUUGUGGUCCCAAUGAAGUGGCUCACUUCUUCUGUGACAUCCCAGCCCUCCUGCCCUUGGCCUGUGGUGACACAUCUUUGGCUCAGAGGGUGAGUUUCACUAAUGUUGGCCUAGUGUCGCUCGUCUGCUUCCUUCUGAUCCUCGUCUCCUACACUCGAAUCACGGUCUCCAUCUUGAGCAUCCGUACAACUGAGGGAAGACGCCGUGCCUUCUCCACUUGCAGCGCCCACCUUGUUGCCAUACUCUGUGCCUAUGGGCCCAUCAUCACCGUCUACCUGAAGCCCACACCCAGCCCCAUGCUGGGAACUGUAGUUCAGAUUCUGAUGAAUCUGGUUGGACCAAUGCUGAAUCCUGUGAUCUACACCCUGAGGAACAAGGAAGUGCAAACAGCCCUGAAAACAAUACUGCCCAGGACAGCCCAGGUCCCCGACAGUUCAUAA